CUCUGACCUAACAGGGUCCAAGGUCCAAACACAAGGCUGCAGCAUUCUUACACGUCUCCUGUUUGUAGUCUCGAAUGAUGAUUUGAACUUGCUGCUCACUUCUUCCACGACUUUGCUUCAACUAACUCAUCACCAUGACUGACAAAACCACCUCCAUCACAGAUCUCCCGCUCGAUAUUAUCGUCCUCAUAUUUCCGUAUUUGGACGCGAAGAGCUUCCUUUCUCUCUGCAGCACAUGCAAGGCCCUCCAGCAACCUUCGAUCCGGCUCGACCCAGCCUACUGGAGUUUUGCCACACGCAGUACUUUUCGCGUACCCAACCAACCAGUUGUCCAACAUGAUGGGUUGCGGUGGCAGAAGUUAUAUCGACGCAUGCUAACUCAGAGUCACGUCUACACUUGGGGUCAUAAUGGCCAUAAUCGGCUUGGUCACAGCUUCAGGGAGGCAAUACCUGGGGGUUCCAUGCUUUUGCCCAGACGACCUUUGCCUAGGAGGCUCAGAGGUCCAGUCAAUUGCUCAUUUCCUACCGAAAUGGAGGACACUCGACAACUGGGCGUCAUUGCAGAUAUGCAGUGUGGUGGCUGGUCGACGACACUUCUCAAUGCGGACGGUAUACUAUACACCGCUGGAAUGCUUGAUGGUCAAGUUGCCUUAUCUUCGAACGAAGGGAUGAGACGGCUCACAUUUCCUACUGGAUUUCAAUAUUCGAUCAACGACCCCGAAGCUCACGAGCCUUCUAUCGCCAUCCGUCAGUUCUCGGCAGGACGAUCACAUAUACUUGGACUUUCUGACACCGGGAAGAUCUGGUCAUGGUACAAUAGCAAGAAUGCUGCACUACAAGUCAAAUUCGCCCACGUGGAACUAAAUGAGCAAGCUGAAGAAGGCGCACUGGCCAACAAGGGUUUAGCUUUCGGACAUGUCAGGCAGGUCGUGGCUGGGUGGAGCCGUAGCUCUGCAUAUGUUCAAGGUGUAGGCAUUAUAGUGUGGGACGUGGUUCAACGAGGCUCUCACGAUAGCGAGAUGGAUACCAUGCUCGUACUGGAAAAUGCCGAGGUGCCGAAAUCCGGUUAUCGACGUCCCAAGGGGAAAGAGCGGGAGACCAAUGAUCAGAGCGCUCUUGGUGAAGAAGUCGGAGUGGUUGUCAACCAUAUAAUCUUGGAACACUUUGUCGUUUUCGCUACUGAUAUCGGCAAAGUGUUUUGCGGCCUCUUCGGUGACAAGAACAGGGUUGAUCAAGUCCUGGAGCUAAGCGAUUUGAGGAAUGAGCACAGUACUGCUAUAGAUAUACAGGGCUCUUUCCGGCGCUUCGCGGUCUUCAAGAAUGGCGAGGUCAUCACCGCCGAUCAAGAGUAUCUGCAUCAGUGUUGGAAUGCUCGGGGGACUAAUCUCUCGUUCCGAGGACUCAACAAGAUCCCGGCCUUGCAACACAACGACGUCAUCUCUGUAGCUUUUGGCGACUACCACUACAUUGCACUCCAUUCAGAUGGCAAAAUAACUUCUUACGGUACUGAGUUGCAAGCUUGUGGUGCACUCGGUUUGGGCGAAGAAGGCCCACAAGGUAAAGCCAGGGGUAUUGCUUACGACCGUAUCAGUCAUGAGGGACGCCUACUGUCCCAUGCAUACACAUGUGGACGUCAGGUAUGGUUUGACUCAAGAAAGAAAGACUGGAUCCAGAGUAUCAUCCAAAACGCCCCAAAUGAAAAUGAAGAGGCUCGAGCACGAGCAGAUCGGUUUGAAAAUGAAUUGAACGUUCAGGGGGAGGUCAGCGAGUGGAUUGAGCAAGAGAGUCGGGAGUGGGACAAAGAUUCCGGGGAUGAUGGACUUGGUGCAUACUUCGCUCUCAGAGUCAGUGCUGCAGGUUGGCACUCGGGUGCUCUGGUGCUGGUAAAUGAUGAGCUGGCUAGGAAGGAGCCUUCAUAUUCCUAUGAUGGCAAAUCGUUUCCGCGACUCCAACUCAGCGACGGUACUGAGAUGCCUGGGUCUGGGGAUCUGGACAUCUGGCGACACGGUCGACCAGACUGGCAGCUCGAUGCUGUACAGUGAUUAUGCUCAAGGCCUUUAUCAUACUGGCGAUAAGAUAGUAGUCU
Molecule: messenger RNA, 2086 nt
Organism: Boeremia exigua
Lineage: Eukaryota; Fungi; Ascomycota; Dothideomycetes; Pleosporales; Didymellaceae
Product: regulator of chromosome condensation 1/beta-lactamase-inhibitor protein II
Exons: 2
Coding region: 135-2042 (635 amino acids)
Cellular component (GO): cytoplasm
Molecular function (GO): guanyl-nucleotide exchange factor activity; protein binding
Source: RefSeq, a predicted model, not a curated record